Messenger RNA from Paramacrobiotus metropolitanus, 1144 nucleotides. RefSeq lists its product as uncharacterized. Bases 46 to 825 code for a protein of 259 amino acids. NCBI's taxonomy places the organism in Eukaryota, Metazoa, Tardigrada, Eutardigrada, Parachela, Macrobiotidae. The transcript is spliced from 2 exons. The record is from RefSeq and is a predicted model, not a curated record.
CCCGCCUAUCUAUCGUUCACGCCGCAGUGGGGCGGUAACUACGGCAUGUACGGCUGCCUCAUCAAACAUAUCACCCCCGCCAUUCGCACCGUCUGCAUCCGGGAUACCGGCGCGCAUGUGUGCACCCACUGGACGAUGCGGGAGACCGAGGAAGCGGUGAACCUGUUGAAUAUCUUUCUCGGCGUCGCCGGCAUCCGGCUGGACCUUUUAAUCCUGUCGCGGCGCUCCAUCGAACUCAUGGAGGCCAGCAUCGGCAAUCCGUGGACACUGAGCGCGCUGUGCACCGACGUGACCACGAUGCUGGACAAGCUGGCGUCCGGUUACCAGCGUUUGAUUCUGGAUAAGUUUGCCUUGGAAGUGUUGAACAAGAGAGGCCAGCCGUUGAUCGAGUUCCGCAUUCCCGCCGUCGUUGUCAUGGCGGGCCAGGUCGACGCGAUGGACGUGGUCAAGUUGCUGGAGCAGCAUCUGCACUGCGAGGGACUGCCGUUGGAUGUGCACUGCAUGGCCCAGGCAUUUGCCACGCGGAUCGACAGUGAAAGGAAAGCCAGGAAAGUGAUGGAGAUUCUACGGGAUUAUCAAGCCGGUGACCCGCGUCCUUCAGCGUGUUACCGAAAUCACGUGUGGACACUGGGCAAUGUGGCCGGCGUGAACGUGGACCAGCUGAACCGUUUCUGCCUGUCCGCCUUAUGGCGCUUCAUGCAGAACUGGGGUCCAGAAUCCGCCCAGGACGACAUCGCUCAACUAUACCAUUCGAUGAUGCCCAGCAAUGAACCUAACGGCAACGAAUCAAGCAACUGUCAGUCCGAGGACGUCGUCGAGGAGUAGAAAGUGGAAGAAAUGGUGAAGAUUGCUGAUGCGUUUACUAAGUACCAUCAAGAGCAGAACAGUAAUCGCAUCAAUAGCGACUAAAUACAGUAAUACAAAUACACGGCCACGGGUUAGGCCAAACGCCAUUUACUACGGCGGUACGCCACUGAUUUUACCCUUUACAUGCAUUUGGCAGACUGAUGCACGCCAAAUACCGAUCUAAAUUACAAAGGGCUUUCCAAAAGUUUUUUUCCCUAUUUUACCUGUUUGCCAUUCUAGCUGAUACGCAAGCGGUGUAUUUUUUGUUACAUACCUUAUUUUCCAGGCUAUUGAAUAC